Salarias fasciatus (jewelled blenny) is the source of this 1111-nucleotide messenger RNA. Its product is annotated as nectin-3-like. Gene Ontology annotation, biological process: immune response; positive regulation of T cell proliferation; negative regulation of T cell proliferation. The transcript has 5 exons. NCBI's taxonomy places the organism in Eukaryota, Metazoa, Chordata, Actinopteri, Blenniiformes, Blenniidae. The coding region runs from base 73 to 693 and encodes 206 amino acids. Gene Ontology annotation, cellular component: external side of plasma membrane. The record is from RefSeq and is a predicted model, not a curated record.
GUCGGACUGUCGGAGCUGAACACCGGGGCCGCCGAGCGUCUGAAACCGAGCCGUGAAGGUUAAACUGUGGACAUGUGGAACCCUCCAGAACUCCAGAACAUGGUCCUGCUCCUGUUCCUCACUGUGAUCUGCUGGAUGUCUGUGGACUCUGAGUCUGCAGGUUCAGUCCAGAGAAACAUCUCAGCUGUUGAAGGACAAACUGUCUCUCUGCCGUGUGAAGCUCCGAACCAGGAGACCAUCAGAGUGGUAGAGUGGACCAGACCGGACCUGGGGGAGAACCCGGAUGUUUUGUCAUACAAAUAUGGACACUUUGAUCGAGAUAAUCAUCGUUCUUAUAAGAACCGAGUGGAUCUGAAGAAUGUGAAGGACGGAGACGUGAGUCUGAUCAUGAAGAACGUGGCCUUCAGGGACAGUGGGACAUACAAGUGUUUCAUCGCCCAGGGAGGAGAAAGUAACAACAUAAAGCUCAUCAGCUCCAUCUCUCUCUCAGUGGUUCCUCCAGGAGACCCAGGAGGACAAGGAGGGGGUGGAGGACAUGUUGGUCUGAGUGUUGGUCUGACUGUAGCUGCUCUGGUUGUUGUUGGUGGUGCUGUUGUGAUGUUUCUAAGACACCAGCAGAAGAAGAAGUCUCCUCCUCCUCCUCCUAAUUCUGAUCCAGAUCUUGAUGAACCUUUGAAUCAGUUUGAUUCUUAGAUUCUUUGAUUCUUCUGUUGACUCCUGAUCCUGCUUGAUGAAGACGACGGAGACCCAGAAGAUCAAACUGGUCUCAGAGUCUCCAUCUUUCACUCUCACACACUGUAGUUAAACUACGUAGUUAACAUGUUUAGUCAAACAGGACAGCAUCGUAAACACAUUUUAACAGAGUGAACAAAAUCCCAGCAUGCACUGCGGUGCAAUGUCACCCUUUGGAACCCUUUCUGCAAAAGUUCGCUUGAUCUUUAUUUUCAGUCUGAGUACAGACCGUGAAAUCGGGGCCUCACGAUCCUUCUGACUUCUUGGGUUUUAAGCAGGAGGUGUCAGAAAAGUUCCCACAGGGAGAACUGGCUUGUGGCGGCCAAGCGUUCAUAGCAACAUCGCUUUUUGAUCCUUCAAUGUCGGCUCUUCCUUUGAU